AUGGAGAAAGAAAACAGCACACUGGUGACAGAGUUCAUCUUCCUUGGUCUGACCCAGUCUCCAAACAUUCAGCUUCUAGUCUUUGUGUUGAUCUUAACUUUCUACCUCAUCAUCCUCCCUGGAAACUUCCUUAUCAUCCUUACCAUCAACUUAGACCCUGGCCUCUCUGCCCCCCUCUACUUCUUUCUGGGCAACUUGGCCUUCCUGGAUGCAUCCUACUCCUUCAUUGUGGCUCCCAGGAUGCUGGUGGACUUCCUCUCUGAGAAGAAGGUAAUCUCUUACAGAGGCUGCAUCACUCAGCUCUUUUUCUUGCAUUUCCUUGGAGGCGGGGAGGGUUUACUCCUUGUUGUGAUGGCCUUUGACCGCUAUAUCGCCAUCUGUCGGCCUUUGUACUACUCCACUGUCAUGAACCCUAGAACCUGCUAUGUCUUGCUGUUGGCUCUGUGGUUUGGAGGCUUUAUCCACUCCAUUAUUCAGGUGGUGCUCAUUCUCCGUUUGCCCUUCUGUGGCCCAAAUCAGCUGGAUAACUUCUUCUGUGACGUGCCACAGGUCAUCAAGCUGGCCUGCACAGACACCUUCACUGUGGAGCUCCUGAUGGUCUUCAACAGUGGCCUCCUCACCCUCCUGUGCUUCCUGGGGCUUUUGGCCUCCUAUGCGGUCAUCUUCUGCCACGUCCGGGGGUCUGCGUCUGAAGGGAAGACCAAGGCCAUGUCCACAUGUACUACCCACGUCAUUAUUAUAUUUCUCAUGUUUGGACCUGCCAUUUUCAUCUACACUCGCCCCUUCAGAGCCUUACCAGCUGACAAGGUGGUCUCCUUUUUCCACACAGUCAUCUUUCCAUUGAUGAACCCUGUGAUUUACACCCUUCGCAAUCAGGAAGUAAAAUCUUCCAUGAGGAGGUUACUGAGUAGGCAUGUGGCUUGUUGA
Condylura cristata (star-nosed mole) is the source of this 927-nucleotide messenger RNA. RefSeq names its product olfactory receptor 4N2. Lineage: Eukaryota; Metazoa; Chordata; Mammalia; Eulipotyphla; Talpidae. The transcript has a single exon. Gene Ontology annotation, biological process: G protein-coupled receptor signaling pathway. Gene Ontology annotation, molecular function: olfactory receptor activity; G protein-coupled receptor activity. Gene Ontology annotation, cellular component: membrane. The record is from RefSeq and is a predicted model, not a curated record. The coding region runs from base 1 to 927 and encodes 308 amino acids.